Myotis brandtii (Brandt's bat) is the source of this 510-nucleotide messenger RNA. Its product is annotated as IQ domain-containing protein F5. Gene Ontology annotation, molecular function: calmodulin binding. Lineage: Eukaryota; Metazoa; Chordata; Mammalia; Chiroptera; Vespertilionidae. The record is from RefSeq and is a predicted model, not a curated record. The coding region runs from base 1 to 510 and encodes 169 amino acids. The transcript has 3 exons.
AUGGGCAACCAGUGCUAUAAGCACGACAAGGAGGAAGAGGAGGAGGUGAGAAGACGGUCAGUGAAGAAGAAGACGGUAAAGAAGCCCCUCGAUGAAGAGCAGCAAGCCACGCAGAUCCAGGCCUGGUGGCGGGGCACCCUGGUGCGCCGGACGCUGCUGCACGCCGCGCUCUGCGCCUCCAUCAUCCAGCGCUGGUGGAGGCAGGUGCUGCGGGAGCUGCCAUUGUUGAAGCAGAAGAGGCAGCUGGAGGCCUACACUCGGCAGAAGUGGGCGGCGGUCAGGCUGCAGUCCUGGUUCCGCAUGUGGCGCGUCCGCCUCCGUUACCUCCGCCUGCUGCAGGCCACCCGCAUCAUCCAGCUGUACUGGCGCUACCACAACUGCCCCACCACCGGCUUCUUCCAGGGCAGGUACGAACUCACAGCAAACCAGCUGGAACUUGAACUUGAGAUCUUUCUGGGGUCACAGAUUUGUCGGAUUACGGAAUGCAUCCCCUUCCCAAUAAAGCACUGA